CGCUGUGUCGUCGCCAAUCCGUCCCGGAACUUGUGUUAACCCCGCGCUGCCAUGAGCAAGCGGAACCAGGUAUCUUACGUGCGGCCAGCCGAGCCAGCGUUUUUGGCUCGCUUCAAGGAACGGGUCGGCUACAGGGAGGGGCCCACCGUAGAGACCAAGAGAAUCCAGCCUCAGCUCCCAGAAGAAGAUGGGGAUCACAGUGACAAAGAAGAUGAACAGCCUCAAGUGGUGGUUUUGAAAAAGGGAGACCUAUCACUUGAAGAAGUCAUGAAAAUUAAAGCAGAAAUAAAGGCUGCCAGAGCAGAUGAAGAACCAGCUUCAGCUGAUGGGAGAAUCCUGUAUCGAAAACCAGUCAAGCGUCCCUCAAAUGAAAAAUGUUCAGGUUUAACAGCAAGCUCAAAAAAGAAGAAGCCACAUGAAGAUGAAAUAAAUCAGGACUCAGUCAAAAAGAACUCACAAAAACAAAUAAAAAACAGUAGCCUCCUUUCUUUUGACAACGAAGAUGAAAAUGAGUAAGUGUAAAUAGUUUGAAUUUGGUCUGCUUUGAAAGUAUAUGGGGUGUUUUUUUAAAAUAACAUUUUUUUUUCCUGUUAUAAAGAUACUACAAGUUCCAUAUGGAAAAUUUAGGAAAUACAGGAAAAAAAUUAAUAAACUACAUCUAUUCAUCAAUACUUAAAAUGCCAACUCUAUAGAAAUUAGCUAGUAUUAUUUUAUUUCCCCUGUAUGGGUGUGUAUAUGUGUAAAUUAUAUUUUUAAGCAAAAUACUUCUUUGUGUGUAAACAGAAUGUUAGAAAUACAGUUGUAUUGCAAA
Messenger RNA from Saimiri boliviensis boliviensis (Bolivian squirrel monkey), 811 nucleotides. Its product is annotated as KIAA1143 ortholog. NCBI's taxonomy places the organism in Eukaryota, Metazoa, Chordata, Mammalia, Primates, Cebidae. The record is from RefSeq and is a predicted model, not a curated record.